AUGAAAGUACUGUCGGUAAAGUGGGAAGUGGACGGUGAACCUAUUUCCCUAAAACGACGCGUCCUCCCAUACGGUCAACGGGAAGGUGUCCUGGAAGCGUUACAGAAAAUGGAGCAGGAUGAUGUGAUAAACAAAGUUGAAUGCAGUGCCUGGGUUACCGCGAUCGUCGUGGCGAUGAAAAGUGAUGACAGUGUAAGCAAAGAACUCGAUGGUGGGCUUGCAUAUCAAGAUGACGUUCUCAUUUUCGGCCUUAAUAAGAAAGAACACGAUGCUCGUCUGACGCAGCUGCUGGAACGAUUCGCCGCCAGGAACAUAGUUAUAAAGAUGUCCAAAUGUGUGUUUGGUGGGAGUGAGUUGGAGUUUCUAGGAUUCACAGUUGAUUCCUGUGGAUACCGUUUUGAUCCGACAUGUUUCAAACCAUUGACUGACAUCGAAUCUCCAAAGGAUCAAACGCAUUUGAGAUCCGUGAUGGGAUACCCACCGUACUAUUGCCGAUUUAUCCAGAAAUUUGUUUCAAGGGCGCAGCCGCGUUCCGUGCUCAGUGUUCAGGCGCUUGGGAAAGAUCGGUGCAGUGUGAAGAUAACUUAA
Echinostoma caproni is the source of this 588-nucleotide messenger RNA. The record is from the annotation of a GenBank genome assembly. Lineage: Eukaryota; Metazoa; Platyhelminthes; Trematoda; Plagiorchiida; Echinostomatidae.